This is a messenger RNA of Fragaria vesca subsp. vesca, 1151 nucleotides long. Its product is annotated as ribonuclease 2-like. The transcript is spliced from 9 exons. Gene Ontology annotation, cellular component: extracellular region. The record is from RefSeq and is a predicted model, not a curated record. Lineage: Eukaryota; Viridiplantae; Streptophyta; Magnoliopsida; Rosales; Rosaceae. The coding region runs from base 19 to 852 and encodes 277 amino acids. Gene Ontology annotation, molecular function: ribonuclease T2 activity; RNA binding. Gene Ontology annotation, biological process: RNA catabolic process.
UCCACAGGGCUCAUCUCAAUGGCUUUUCUCUCUGCUAAACUGGCCUCCUCCACUUCUGUACUUGCAUUGAUACUAGUAGCUGCUUCGCUGUGUGUGAUCGAAGCCAAACAAUUUGGAAUUGGAAUAGGGAGGCCAAAGCAGAGAGAGUUUGAUUAUUAUAACUUGGCCCUGCAAUGGCCUGGGACUUACUGUAAACGCACCCAAUAUUGCUGCCCCAACAACGCCUGCUGCCGUGGCUCAAAUUCUCCGACUGUGUUCACAAUCCAUGGAUUGUGGCCUGACUACAAUGAUGGAAGCUGGCCUGCCUGUUGCACAAGGAAGACUUUUGAUGAGAAAGAGAUCUCAACAUUGCUCGACCCCUUGGAGAAAUAUUGGCCAUCAUUGAGUUGUGGUAAACCAUCAUCUUGCCAUGGUGGAAAAGGAUCAUUUUGGGGUCAUGAGUGGGAGAAGCACGGGACUUGCUCAGCUCCAGUAACAGGAGAUGAAUACAACUACUUUUUGACAACCCUGAAUGUGUAUUUUAAAUACAAUGUCACAGCAGUCCUGAAUGAAGCAGGAUAUGUACCUUCUAAUACUGAAAAAUAUCCUCUUGGAGGCAUUGUUUCUGCCAUUCAGAACGCUUUCCAUGCAACCCCAAAGUUGGUCUGCAGAAAUGGUGCUGUGGAGGAACUUCAUCUUUGCUUCUACAAGGAUUUCAAGCCUCGGGAUUGUGCCGGUGCAUCUAGCAGUUCAAAUGACAUGUUGUAUUCUAGUAGCUCAUGUCCCAAUUAUAUCAGCAUACCAGCAUAUGCAUCACUGGUGGAAGGCAAUGUGGAAAGUGAGGUUUCAUGGGUGCCAGAGGAUGUUCUCUGAGGUCUUGGUGGGUGGACAGGUUGUAAAUUGCCCAAUUCAGUUCAAAUGUGUUCCUUAAGCAAUGUCACUAACUUUUUAGUCUCUACCAGUAUGAUCAAAAUGUUGUGUAUAUUCAGAUUCUAAAAAUGGAAUUUGCUGAGCAUUCCUCUUAUUAAGAUUGGCUCUACUUCGUCAUCUGUACUCUUAAAAUGUUAUGUAAAUUCAGUUCCAAAAAUAAAAGCUGGGAAAUGCAAAUGCUUGCAUAAUUUCAUAAGCUACAAAAUAGUAUUCAGGAAUAGAACACUGGUUUCUUUGAAUUC